Messenger RNA from Mycena citricolor, 1464 nucleotides. NCBI's taxonomy places the organism in Eukaryota, Fungi, Basidiomycota, Agaricomycetes, Agaricales, Mycenaceae. The record is from the annotation of a GenBank genome assembly.
AUGUCGUCUAGCACGGUCAGACCGACGGACCUUGCCUCUAUAAAGAAUGCUCCUCUACUGGGACUGGCGGAGGGGAUUGGCUCGUUCUCCAACCUCCAUCUGGCGGGGCUCGUGCUAGUUGUCCCGUAUGUCGCGAAAAGCUUGUUACCUCUGGUCAACCGUGGGGGCCUCAAGACGUACCUUUUCCUUCUGCUGCUGACGGGUGUGCCUACCACUGUUGGGUACUGGAUGAUUAUGUCCAACUACGGCAUGAGAAAGAACGAGAAGGUCCUUUUUCCCGGCAAGGACAUUGAGGACUAUAUCACCCUCAAGGAUCCCAAGCUCAAGGCACUGUAUAGCGGCAAGGCCAAGAUAUCAAUACAAGUGUUCCAUGACGCUUAUUUCGACGGCAAAAUCGAUGUUAAAGGCGAUAUCCUUGAUAUCCUGGAGCAGCGUCAUGACUGGGCCAAGUUCAAUUUUACUCUCGAACUAUUCAAAUAUGUGUUCAUGAACCUGCUGCCUGAGGUUAUCAUCCACUCUCAGAGUCAGGACGAAGAGCAGGUGCGAGACCAUUAUGACAGGGGCGAUGAUUUCUACGAAUGGUUCCUCGGCCCGCGUAUGAUCUACACGUCGGGCGUGAUUCUUUCUCCUGAGACGUUCGAGUCCCUGGAAACUUUGCAGGAUAACAAGCUCGCCAUUGUGUGCAACAAGCUCGACCUUCAGGCCACUGACCGCUUGCUGGAUGUGGGCUGCGGCUGGGGAACGCUUGUUGCAUAUGCAGCCAAGAACUUCGGUUGUGAUGUCACCGGUGUUACGCUUGGGAAAAACCAGACCAAGUUUGGAACGCAGCGCAUCGCGGAUAAUGGUAUCGCGGCUGACAAGGCUCGCAUUCUCUGCUGCGACUAUCGCGAUAUCCCGCGAGGCAAGGGCGUGUAUGAUAAGAUAGUCAGUCUGGAAAUGGCCGAGCACGUCGGAAUCCGUCGUUACUCUGCUUUCUUGGAGCAAAUGUACGAGUUGCUCAGCGAUGACGGCAUCUUCGUGUUUCAAGUGGCCGGGUUUCGGCCGGGAUGGCAGUUCGAGGACUUGAUCUGGGGACUUUUCAUGAACAAAUACGUCUUUCCUGGAGCUGAUGCAUCUGCCUCGCUCGGCUGGGUCGCCACCAAGCUCGAGCAGGCCAACUUUGAAAUAAAAUCUAUCGACGUCCUCGGUGUCCACUAUUCUGCGACAAUCUGGCGAUGGUACCUCAAUUGGUUGUCCAACAAAGAUAAGGUAGUCGCGAAGUACGGCGACCGCUGGUUCCGCAUUUGGGCGUACUUCCUGGCCUCUGCGACGAUCUCCAGCCGACAAGGGACUGCUUCCGUCUUCCAGUUCGUCCUGCACAAGAACUUGAAUGCCUACCAUCGCGUUCUCGGGGUCGCCAAUCAUGGAGGCAUCCAGGUCAAGCUCGGCCAGGAACCCCAACUGAUUCUGUGAAACCUGGGAAGA